Messenger RNA from Drosophila novamexicana, 1687 nucleotides. Its product is annotated as 52 kDa repressor of the inhibitor of the protein kinase-like. The coding region runs from base 142 to 1200 and encodes 352 amino acids. The transcript is spliced from 2 exons. Lineage: Eukaryota; Metazoa; Arthropoda; Insecta; Diptera; Drosophilidae. Gene Ontology annotation, molecular function: sequence-specific DNA binding. The record is from RefSeq and is a predicted model, not a curated record.
CUGUAAAUUUAAGCGCAUUUCAAUGUAGUUGCUGCACAAGAAACUAGUGCCAAUGAACUAGUUUCAAGCUGAACGGUUGCCGUUGACUUUGGGCAUUGUACAACACUCUUUGUUUUGCGUGACGUCAAUUUUGCUCCGUUUAUGUUGAUUUUGAAAUUUUUAAAAACUUCGUUUUGCCUACAGAUGUUUUGCGCUGUGGAAGAUUGCGCAAACCCAAAAUCGAAAAAUCGUUACUUUUCAUUUCCAAAAGAUGCCAAACUAUGUGAGAAGUGGGCGCUUUUCUGCCGGCGCACGGAUAAGAUUAAUACCAAGCUGGAGAAGAUCUGUGUGAAGCACUUCCAGGCCGACGACUUUGAAAGAGAUUUGCCCUACGAGCUGGGCGUAUACAGCAAGCCACGCCCAUUAAAACUAAAGCCGAACUCGGUACCCAGCGUACAUAACAAGCAGGAGGAGGAGGAGGAGUACCUAGAGAUCGGUUACGUUGAGGAGCAGAAAGCGUUUAGCCAUGGGCUGGAAUCGAAGAAAUCGCGCCAAGCAAAGGCUGUGGCACAGCGUAAACAAGUUGUGGAUGCGCUCAUAACGGAAUAUGAUGAGCAGCAGCACCAGCUGGACAAUGAUUCCAUGGGCAGCGAUGCCGAUGAGGAAGAUGAUCUGGAAGAGCUGCCGGUCGAGGAAGUUGUGCAGGUGGUGGUCGAUGCCGAGGCCUAUCUCACAGCUCUAGAGCGAGAAAACACGAAUCUGAGGCGUGAGAACUUUAAAAUGAAGCUUGCCGCGGCAAAAGAUGCGGCAACAAUAGACAAGCUGCAAAAGCAACUGGACAAAUGCAAGGAGCGCCAUGAUGAAUUGCUAGACAAUCUGAGUAAAACCUUCUCCAAGGCACAAAUCCAAAAACUGCAAAGCGGCAAACGCCUUGUCUGGCCCAAACGAGAUCUGCGCGAUUCCUGUGUGCUCUAUGCAACCAGUCCAAGUGCCUACAAUAUGCUGCUCCAAAAGGGCUAUCCCUUGCCGUCCAAGAGAGCGCUGCAGCAUUGGGAGGCCACGCAGCGUGUCCGGCGGGACGACGAUGAGCUCCACAGCUGCGGCACGCCAGCUCAAAUCGAGGAGCAGCUGCAACAGGAGAACACCAGCCAGCUAAUAGAAGUUUUAGACAUAACGCAUGUGGAUCAUAAUUAUGUUAACAAUACAAUAGCCGAGCUUUAAUUAUGUGUGCGAUUAUUAUAGUAGCAUAUUUAUAAGUUAAACAUUUGAUUAGCAAUAGUAUUUAUGUGCUUAUGAUAAUGAUUUAAUUAGAUUAUAUGAAAAAGUUUCUAGAAAACAAUAAGAACAUUUGAUUUUGAUAAUAAUGCAUUUAUUUGAAGCAUAUUCAUUUGAACUAAAACUAAAAUUUUAUACUGUGCCGCACAAGCGCAGCCCAUAUAUAAACUUGGCAAUUGGACUAUUCCCACGUUUUCAUAAACAUUCACUUAGUCGUUUCUCAUAAUUGUUUAAAAUUUAGAAUUUGCAUAACUAGGAAUAUAAAUUUAUAUAUAUAUAUAUAUGUAUAUAUUGCGACUUGUUUACACAGACUCUAUAUAUAAGAACUAAAGGAGGCAAAUGAGGAUUGCAUAGGAGGCCGCACAGCUGACACUUAGAACAUCAUCAUCAUCAUCACGAUCAUCAUCAUCAUCAUCAUUAGUAGACAAUUAAC